Danio aesculapii is the source of this 2643-nucleotide messenger RNA. Its product is annotated as triple functional domain protein-like. Gene Ontology annotation, cellular component: nucleus. Bases 1 to 900 code for a protein of 299 amino acids. Gene Ontology annotation, molecular function: protein serine/threonine kinase activity; ATP binding. Gene Ontology annotation, biological process: positive regulation of apoptotic process; protein phosphorylation; intracellular signal transduction. The transcript has 3 exons. The record is from RefSeq and is a predicted model, not a curated record. NCBI's taxonomy places the organism in Eukaryota, Metazoa, Chordata, Actinopteri, Cypriniformes, Danionidae.
AUGUUCGUCUUUAGAGGCAGGUUUGCUGUCACUAAGUGGUGUGAGCAGAGAGCAAGCAGGCGAUCUGUGGCCGCUAAAGCUCGUCAACAAGAAGCUAAUGCGUCGAGAGCAGGUGGUUCAGGAGCUGGGGGUUUUACAGUGUCUUCAGCACCCUCACCUGGUGGCUUACUGGACACCUACGAGACCCCAGCCAGCUAUAUUCUCAUCCUGGAGAUUGCUGAUCAAGGUCGUAUCCUGGACUAUAUUGUUAGCUGGGGGAACUUGACUGAAGAAAAGGUGUCUCUUUACCUACGGGAUAUUCUAGAAGCUUUACACUACCUUCACGCUUGCAGGAUUGCUCAUCUUGACUUAAAGCCCGAGAAUGUAUUAAUCGAGCAAACAUCAGCUAAGCCUCUAGUCAAACUGGCGGACUUUGGCGACGCGGCGCAUCUUUCCAACAUCCCUUACAUCCACCCUCUGCUGGGCAGCCCUGAGUUCUCGGCCCCUGAGCUAGUGUUGGGUGAAUCUGCAGCUCUGGCCUCUGACCUCUGGAGUUUAGGUGUAUUGGCGUACGUAAUGCUCAGUGGCGCGUCUCCGUUUCUGGAUGAAAGUGUGGAAGAGACCUGCCUCAACAUCUGCCGCAUCGACUUCAGCUUCCCAGAGGACUACUUCCAUGGUGUGAGUCAGGCGGCGCGGGACUUUAUAUGCAUGUUACUCCAAGGCGAGCCAUCCAGACGUCCCUCUGCACAGGUUUGCCUUUACGAGGAGUUCUGGCUACAGCCCGACUCGACCUCCAGCGCAGCUCGCCUCGACACUUCCAGACUUAUCUCUUUUAUAGAGCGGAGGAAACAUCAGAAUGAUUUACGCCCCGUCGCCAGUUUCCAAGCGUUUCUGCGUAGUCGCCUUCUCAGUCAGACCUGAAAGAUACGCUGGAGUGGAAAUCCAAUUAAGGUAUAAAUGAUAUGCUGAAAUCUCAUCCUUGUUUUAGAGUCAUUCUGAAACGGUUCUGGGUCUCUGUUACUGUAACUGCUGCUGACUAAACUCUCUGAAGUCCUUUUUCCACCCCUUCAAAACAAUCAUUUCAGCUACACGUUCGUUCUCUCUUUCCAUGGACGACACUCGCAAGGGGGAAAUAAAUGUGAAUUAAUAAGGGGGAAUUCGUUUGUUUCGAAGUUUGUUUGUUUAUUUCGAAGGUUGUUCCCUGAGCCAGGUUAAGCUUUGUGUUUGGACAGUAUUUGAAUCAGGUUGUUUCAAUGGAGUACUGUAAUUUGAAUCGCUACAUUCAGGAAAGAUUACAUUUUGUACAAACCAUGUAUAGAAGCACAGCAAAGAUCUUUAUCCUGAACGUUUUGGAGAAUAAAAGGAAAAUAAGCUUAUUUAAAUAUUUAAAGGGAAGUUCAAUUGGUUGAAUUAUUGGUUGGUAUUCAUCUCCAUGUUUAACAAGCAUACCGUCAUACUGGAAUUCAAUCGUAACAAACAAUACAACAGAAUUUAAUCAAAUAAGCUUAUCGUCGUUUCAGUUCACGCCUGUCCAUCAGCCUUAUGUUGUAAAUAAACUGGACCUGCCUUCGUUCAUAUUUCAUUUGCAGUUUUGGAAAUGAAUGCUUUCUCAUUGGCUGAUCGUAACCUUCAACUGACCAGUUACAAUCGGUUACCGCGCAAAUGUGCACUCUUUGUAACUGUGUUGAAAUGUGCAAUGUUGGGGCUUUUUUGCAGCUAUUUCUAAUGAUUCAUGUUAAACUGUUACGUACAUGUAUCGGCCACUGCGAGUUGAGAUAUGAUGUGUCUGUGGCUCUUUUGAUGAGUUCUCCGUGUUCAGUAUUUUUUGGGUAAGCUUAAGCCUCAUUGGUGAACAUCAUCUGUGUCUUUGUCGCACCUCCAUGAUGAAUGUGGUUCUUUUUAUUGUUAUACCAAAGUUAAUGCUCAUGUACCUAAAUGCUUCUUCUCCCUAUUUGGUGGUUAUAAUUUGUAACAAUAAGUUAUGAAUGCAAUUCUGACUCCCGACGCGGGAGUUUACAUGUACUGAUUGUUGAUUUAUUUAUUGUGUCUUGUUCGGUUUUCGCUAAUCAAAUUUUUCGAAAGUAGUGCUUCGUAUCGUCAGAUUAUUAGACGUUUUCAUUUCCAUAUCUGCUCGUUGUAGCAGUAGUCUGUUAAUGUAAGUUUGCAUGACUAAAUAACUUUGUUUUGUUCCCUUGUUUGUUUUCAGUUCACUUUGUUUUAAAUAGAAUGAGAUGAAUCGUUCCCUGUGUACUGUAUCUGUUGUACAGGGGGAAAGUACCAAUUUUGUUGCCUCUAAAUUGUAGGUUUAAAGCUGAAGAGGCAAAUUGUGUUUGUCUAAUGACCCAAAAUUGCAUCUCUUGUAACUAAAACACUUAAUUUCUAAAUUCUAAAGGAGGUAAAUUACAAGCUGGGUCAGUUAUGUUGAUUUGAGUUGUUCAUGUUUUAUUUAAGUUAGUUUCUCAUAAUGUAUAGCUGUACAGACACAUAAAAACUGGACGUAGCGACAUUCUGGUUUUUUACAUAAUGUCAUUUUGAAUGUUAAUUUUGCAUGUAUAUUUCUUUGUACAUAUACCAUACAUGUUUGCACAUUCUGUGCUGUACAUAAGUUACUUUAUCCUCAGUUAUUUUUUGAGAUUAAACAUCUGAAACAUUUUAUUCGUACAA